CUGAUAUGGCUUAAGGUUGCCCAAUUAUAUAUACUUUGUAUUGCUGCCGUACUUUAAUAUUUUACCAUCUGUAGAAGAAGGCAAAAAAUAUCUUCUUGUUUGCCAACGUGGUGUAAACAGGCAUCAAUAGCACAUAACUUUCUAUAUACCCUGAUGGAGGCGAGCAACUAACUUCCUUAAGCGGACCAUCCAGCCACCGAUCAAUAAGCGCCAUAUUAGUCGAGCUCCCUCAUCCGCUGACACUCAGCUCCUUUUCUCAACGUAGGAAAUUGGGGUUUUGGGCUCCGAAACCCUAGUUCUCCGAUCUCUAAUCAUGGCCAUCAUCGGGGUUUCUCAAAUCUAUUCCAAAAGGUCGAACAUGUUUUAAUGUGAAAACUUAAUCAAACAAAAUGACUGAACAGCCUGUUAAGAAAAGUAAAGGUUCUAAGAAUCAAGAGUCAGGUAGAACUUUCAGGCAAGCAACAAACAAUCAGCCGUCUAGGAAGCAGCCAAGAAAGGGGGAAUGCCCAGCUUCUCAACUUCCAUCAGCUGCGGCAAAGUCUCAAGAAGUUACAUCUUCAGAUACAUGGAUUUGUCGAAAUUCUGCUUGUAGAGCAGUCCUAUCCUUGGCUGAUUCAUUCUGCAGGAGAUGCUCUUGCUGCAUCUGUCAGUUAUUUGAUGACAACAAAGACCCUAGUCUUUGGUUAGUUUGCACAUCUAAGAUUGACAAGCUAGAAUUGUGUGGAAUGUCUUGCCAUAUUGAAUGUGCAAUACAAAAGCAGAAAGUUGGGGUUGUCAGUCAUGGGCAGUUAAUGCAACUAGAUGGGAGUUACUGCUGUGCUUCUUGUGGAAAAGUUUCGGGUAUUCUUGAAUGUUGGAAAAAGCAGCUGGUGAUAGCUAAGGAUGCAAGGCGCCUUGAUGUUCUUUGCUAUAGAAUAUCAUUGAGUCAUAGACUACUAGAUGGGACUUGCAGGUUUAAAGAACUCCAUGAAAUUGUAAGUGAUGCCAAGAGUAAGCUUGAAGAAGAAGUUGGCCCUGUGGGUGGAGUUUCUGCCAAGAUGGGACGUGGCAUUGUGAGCAGACUCUCUGUUGCUGCUGACGUGCACAAUCUCUGCUCCCUUGCCAUCAAUAAAGCAGAUGCAUGGAUUAUCUCCAGUUCUGGUGUUGAUCUAAAUCACAGAGACUCGCUUCCUACUGUUCUUGGAAUUAUUUUUGAAGAAGUAACAUCUUUGUCCCUGGUAAUUGUUUUGAAAGAACUGGAUGCUUUACCUGGGUUAGUUAAGGGCUAUAAAGUCUGGUACUAUCAAAGCACAGAAGAAGCAUCCUUGAAGGAGCCUAUGUGUGUUUUCCCAAAAUCUGUGAAAAGGAUUCCAAUAUCAAAUUUGCAACCUUCUACUGAGUACAUAUUCCAAAUAAUUCCAUAUACAGAUUCUGGAGACUUAAAUCAUUCUGAAGCCAAGUGUUUCACUAAAAGUGUGGAGACGGUCAAUCAGAAUUCUGAAGGGGAAGUUGGUUUUGGUGCUAGAAAUAAUGCAUCUAAAAAUGAAGAUGGUCCUUCCAGCACUGAAAAGGAAUUUGAUGGAAACACAACCCAUUGCUCAAUGAGUUUUAACGUCCACAAUCUUGAGAAGUUCAAACAACCUGUUUUAUUUAAAGAGAAAGGAUAUCUUGAUGGUUUUUGCAGUGUGGAUGUGGAAGAAUGCUGCGGUAGGACCAGUUCAGUGAAACAUGAUACUCCUAGAAAAGAAACCCAGGCACUGAAUUCAUGUGAGCUUGAUUUAAAUGUCACUUCCGUGCCUGAUCUUAAUGCAGAAGUAACACCAGCAUUAGAGUCCUCUAAAGAUGAAGAUGAUGGAUGUACUUUGGAGAGGGGUUUUGAGGCUGAGGAUGAUGCUAUUUCACAUGACUUGGAAAAAACUAUCAGAUCAAUAUCAAGUGGCCAUGACGAUUCACAGACCUGUGAGAUUAGACCAACGAGAGGUGUCUCUGUGUUUGCCUUCCAACCAGAGUUCUGCACUAAACAAACAUCUAGCCCAAAAAAUGACAACAAUGAUUGUGUUAGCACUUUGAUUGAUGGGUCUCCUUCACAAUUCUAUGGUGAAAUGUGUCAUCUGGACAGUAGCUAUGAGUUCUGUGUCAAGAUCAUUCGAGCACUAGAGCAAGAAGGCCACAUUGAACAAGAAUUCAGGAUGAAAUUUUUGACUUGGUUCAGCUUGAGAUCAACCAAGCAAGAGCGCAGGGUUGUUUAUACAUUUAUCCAAACCUUAAUGGAUGAACCUAGAAGUUUGGCUGCCCAGUUAGUUGACUCAUUUUCUCAUAUUAUAACAUGCAAGAGGCAUGGUAGUGGUUUGUGUACGAAGCUGUGGCAUUGAUUUGGAAUAUCAUCAAAACAUGGGUUUUAGAAAUGCUUUCAUGGUAGGCUAUUUCCUUGUGUUUUUAUGUUCUCUCUGUUCUUGCAAUUUGGAAUCAUCUUAGGAAGUGAUUUUGUAAUUUUGUCCAAGUGUUUUUUAAUGUCUAUAUGCAAGAGGAGUCGUAUACAAUAUUUUUUAGUCUGCAAGCCUUUUACUGGUUUUUGUCCUUUUUUCUUUCUUCUUCCAAAUUAUUUGUAAAGGUAUAUUUGUAAGACAGAUGCUCUAGCUUGCGUUGUUUUGAAAGAAAUCCGUUUGAGAUUAUAGAUUUGUUUA
This is a messenger RNA of Ziziphus jujuba (common jujube), 2663 nucleotides long. Its product is annotated as VIN3-like protein 1. Gene Ontology annotation, molecular function: protein binding. Gene Ontology annotation, biological process: epigenetic regulation of gene expression; vernalization response. Lineage: Eukaryota; Viridiplantae; Streptophyta; Magnoliopsida; Rosales; Rhamnaceae. The record is from RefSeq and is a predicted model, not a curated record. Bases 390 to 2351 code for a protein of 653 amino acids. The transcript has 4 exons.